CCUCUGUUGAUGUUUCUCAAUGCAGGAACCAUGGUCAGUAAGGACACCGGCAAAUGCGCACUCACGGCGUCCGAGAGCGAAGUGGAACCCGCCGCCUGCCUGGCCCUGGAGAUGAAAUACGCCCUGGAUCCCAACCGGCAGAUUAAGAAACGGAACAAGGCUUUGCAGGUGCGGUUUAAGGACAUCUGCGAGGCGCAGAGCGAGCAGCUCCCCGCGGGCCCGGCGGCCGAGAAGCGCGAGGCCAGGCCCGUGUCCUGCAGAGCAGCGUACCGCAAGUACAUGACGGUGCCCGCGCGGAGGUCCAUCCCCAACGUCACCAAGAGCACCGGCGUGCAGACCUCGCCGGACCUUAAAAAGUGUUACCAGACGUUCCCUCUGGACCGCAAAAAGGGGAAUCUCAAAGGUGUCCCAGCCACGGAUGCCUUCAAAGGUCAGAACAACGGGUUUGUGAUAGAUGCGAAGGAGAGGAGCGAGGAAGGGCCCGGGGAGGAGGCCGGGCCGUGGGCUGCGGGCCGGGCGCAGAGGACUGCGGCCCUGGUUUUCCACUCCCACGCGAACGCGCUGGACCAGCCGGCCGGGGUCCCCUGUGCAGAGCCCUGCAGAAACCCCGACAUGCACAGCUGUCCGGACAAACCUCUCCACAACGCCACCCGGCCUCCCUCCCGAGAGCCCAGCCACCAGCUGCACUGGACAGCAAAGCAGGACACGGCCGCUCGGGACACCGAGGAGCCCGCUCCCUCGGCCCACGGCAGGGUGUUCAAAACGGAGGUGGCCGCCGAUGACGCUCCCGCCCCCGGCGCAAAGGCCCCUGAACCUGCCUUGUCAAACUCUGCGGCCGUGAGCCAGUGGUCCCUCUGCCCCACGGCCGAGGAGGAGCGGAGCAGGGCCGCCCACCUCAACGGGCUCCAGGCGCCCCCGACGCAGUGCCUGUCCCCCGAAUGUAGUGACCAGCCCCUGCAGACUCCGGCCCCCGCUGGGCAGGAGCACCAGCCCUGUCCGCCAGGGGCUGCUGUGGGUGAAGAGUGCCAACAGAUUGUGCCUCGAACGGAAGUGCUGGACCUCAGAGCGCAGCUUCAGAUGAUGGAGAACUUGAUCAGCUCCAGCCAGGAGACCAUCAAAGUGCUCUUGGGGGUCAUCCAGGAGCUGGAGAAAGGAGAAGCCCACCGGGAAGGGCUUUCCUAUCGGACGGGGCAGGACACAGCCAACUGCGACACGUGCAGGAACAGCGCGUGUGUCAUCUACAGCGUGGAGCUGGACUUCAAGCAGCAAGAAGACAAACUGCAGCCCGUGCUGAGGAACCUCCACCCCUUCGAGGACGCUCAGGUCGCACCUCCUCCGCCUUACUCCCAGGAGCCUCACGCCUCGACCCCCAAGCAAAAAUCCAAACCCGAAUCCAAAAAGCACGGGCGAUGGAAACUCUGGUUCCUUUAA
Molossus molossus (Pallas's mastiff bat) is the source of this 1431-nucleotide messenger RNA. It is a transcript of the gene INSYN2A, whose product is annotated as inhibitory synaptic factor 2A. Lineage: Eukaryota; Metazoa; Chordata; Mammalia; Chiroptera; Molossidae. Gene Ontology annotation, cellular component: postsynaptic density. The coding region runs from base 10 to 1431 and encodes 473 amino acids. The transcript is spliced from 3 exons. Gene Ontology annotation, biological process: inhibitory postsynaptic potential. The record is from RefSeq and is a predicted model, not a curated record.